UGUACCUCAGUAGCAACGCGCUCAGCGGCUUUUGCGAGCUGGGGGAGGGGAGCAGCGGCGGCGAGGGCUGCGGAGCCUCGCGCGGGCGGCUAGGGGCCUCUGAGCGCGGCGGGUGGCGACGCCCCGAGUGGUUGGCUCAGCAUGUCGGUCAGCGUCCAUGAGACCCGCAAGUCGCGGAGCAGCACGGGCUCCAUGAACAUCACGCUGUUCCACAAGGCCUCGCACCCCGACUGUGUGCUGGCUCACCUCAACACGCUGCGCAAGCACCGCAUGUUCACGGACGUCACGCUCUGGGCCGGCGACCGCGCCUUCCCCUGCCACCGCGCCGUGCUGGCCGCCUCCAGCCGCUACUUCGAGGCCAUGUUCAGCCACGGCCUGCGGGAGAGCCGCGACGACACGGUCAACUUCCAGGACAACCUGCACCCCGAGGUGCUGGAGCUGCUGCUGGACUUUGCCUACUCGUCCCGCAUCGUCAUCAACGAGGAGAACGCAGAGUCGCUGCUCGAGGCGGGUGACAUGCUGCAGUUCCAUGACGUGCGUGAUGCAGCCGCUGAGUUCCUGGAGAAGAACCUGUUCCCGUCCAACUGCCUGGGCAUGAUGCUGCUGUCGGACGCCCACCAGUGCCGCCGGCUCUACGAGUUCUCGUGGCGCAUGUGCCUGGUGCACUUCGAGGCCGUGCGGCAGAGCGAGGACUUCAACAGCCUGUCCAAGGACACCCUGCUGGACCUCAUCUCGAGUGACGAGCUGGAGGCGGAGGACGAGCGUGUGGUCUUUGAGGCCAUCCUGCAGUGGGUCAGGCACGACCUGGAGCGGCGCAAGGCCCACCUGCCCGAGCUGCUGCGCGGCGUGCGGCUGGCCCUGCUGCCGUCUGACUGCCUGAAGGAGGCCGUGUCGGGUGAGGCCCUGCUCAUGGCCGACGAGCGCACCCGGCUCAUCGUGGACGAGGCGCUGCGCUGCAAGGCCCGCAUCCUACAGAACGACGGCGUGGUCACCAGCCCCUGUGCCCGGCCGCGCAGGGCCGGACACACGCUGCUCAUCCUCGGGGGCCAGACCUUCAUGUGUGACAAGAUCUACCAGGUGGACCACAAGGCCAAGGAGAUCAUCCCCAAGGCGGACCUGCCCAGCCCCCGCAAGGAGUUCAGCGCCUCGGCCAUCGGCUGCAAGGUCUAUGUGACCGGGGGCCGGGGCUCCGAGAACGGGGUCUCUAAGGACGUGUGGGUGUACAACACCGUCCACGAGGAGUGGUCCAAGGCGGCGCCCAUGCUCAUCGCCCGCUUCGGCCAUGGCUCGGCCGAGCUGGAGAACUGCCUCUACGUGGUUGGAGGGCACACUUCCCUGGCUGGCGUCUUCCCGGCCUCGCCGUCUGUCUCCCUGAAGCAGGUGGAGAAGUACGACCCCGGGGCUAACAAGUGGACGAUGGUGGCCCCGCUGAGGGAUGGCGUCAGCAAUGCCGCGGUCGUGAGCGCCAAGCUGAAGCUCUUUGUCUUCGGGGGGACCAGCAUCCACCGGGACAUGGUGUCCAAAGUCCAGUGCUACGACCCUGCAGAGAACCGGUGGACGAUCAAGGCCGAGUGUCCCCAGCCUUGGCGGUACACCGCUGCUGCCGUCCUGGGCAGCCAGAUAUUCAUCAUGGGAGGCGACACGGAGUUCACAGCUGCCUCGGCCUACCGCUUCGACUGCGAGACCAACCAGUGGACGCGGAUCGGGGACAUGACUGCCAAGCGCAUGUCCUGCCACGCCCUGGCCUCAGGCAACAAGCUCUACGUGGUGGGGGGCUACUUCGGGACCCAGCGGUGUAAGACCCUGGACUGCUAUGACCCCACCUCGGACACGUGGAACUGCAUCACCACCGUGCCCUACUCGCUCAUCCCCACGGCCUUCGUCAGCACCUGGAAACACCUGCCCGCAUGAGGCGCACCUGUAGAGCCCAACCAGCUCUGAGGAGCCAGCCCCGUGCCGUUCAGGUCACAGGAACCCCGUCAGGAGCUGGCCAGCGCGGAGAAAUUAAUUUCCUCAAUGACCUGGCGGCUGCUGAAAAGAACGCUGAAAGCUCUGCAUGGCAAAAGCGAUCAUACUUAGCUGGGAUUGCUUCUGAAUGGAAUCUGAUGUUUCAGCUAUUAAAUCAAAUCCAGCCGUGCCUUCGAGGCCCUUAAAGAGGUAUGUCCUCUGGCAGGCAAGGCAGGCAGGGCAGGACCCAGCGAAGGCAUCAGAUGUGCCAUACAGGGUGUUUGGCCUCAUAAAGGCCAGUCUGGAUGAGAACAGGCUUUGUUCUCUUUUAAGGUUUCUCUGCUUUGUUUUGUUUUAAUGUGCUCUCUUCCUCUUUGGGAGAAAAAUCUGACCAGCAAAAUAUCUUGGUCCUGGGGAAUAGACUUCAAAGAGAACACUGGCGUUUCCUUGUUGAGCCCCUGUUCCCGCACUCUGGGAACUUAGGCUGGUCACCUGUGGGGCCCAAAGGCUCCUCCCAUCUCGGGCCACCCAGCCCAGACCAGGUGGCUCUGAUCCUGUCUGGUGUUUGCCCAUCCCUGGGACCCUGGAGGGCAGUUCUUCCCCAAGCGGGAGAGGGUGGGGGGGUAGGUCAGCCGGACCCAGGGAGCCCUUUACUCUUCCAGGACUUCCCCCCGUUUCAGGGACCGUGGAAGGGUCGGCUCUGACUCUUGCUGGCUGCUUGACCCUGGUUGCUUAACUUCUCUGAGCUUCAGCUUUCUCAUCUGGAAAACGGGAAUGAAAACUAUUACAGUAGUUGAGGAGGAGAGACCGAGUGAGGGGCUGGGUUCAGAGUCCGCUUUUAUAUGAGGUUGCGAGGAGGGGACGGUGGUGAUAAUGGUUUCGGGAUGCUUUGGGCACAGGGACCUCUGGAUGUCCCUGGGCCAGCCCCUCCUUCUGGAAGGGUCCAUCCCUCACGGUUGGGAUCACACUUGCCAUUGCCUGGCUGAGUGCCACACGGGCCUUGUUCCUUCCGUGCUCCCCAGCCCACGGCGUGGGUGCUGUGGUCUCAGGAAUGAGGAUGUGGCGGGCACUGGGGUAGGAAGCUGAUGCCUGGGCCCGUCCGGGCCUCCCUCAGCUCCUGGGAAGCGGGGCUUUGUGGCAGGAAGGCUCCCUCGCUCUGCUGCUGCUGGGGCAGUCGCCACAGUGCUGCCAGGACCCGCUGGAGGAGCAGCUCUACUCGGAAGGCCGCAGACCAGGUGGUCCUGAGCUGGGGGGCUACGGCAGGUGGGGGGGAUGGGAGGGGCCUGUGACAGCAGUGGUGGCUAAGGGGCUGGGCCCACGCACCCUCGACAAGGCUGCAGGUCGUGACGAGCAGAGAUUAGCACGCCUGCUGCCCCUCCGGCAUGGGCCCCCCACUCUCCACCCAGUGCCGGGGCCAGAGAAUGGGGUCUGUACCCAGUGCGUCCCCCGAGUGCCCCUCCCUGCUCUACUGUCCCAGUCCCUCCUGUAGGCAUAGGACCGGCCUGGGGUCCUAUCUGCAGUGCCUCUCUGGUCCCCGAACCCCACGUCCAUCUCUUAAGACUCCACUGAGCUUCAGGAACCACCAGCCAGAGCCCUGCGCUCUGCAACCCCUCCCCAUCACCGAGUGACUUCCCCCAUUCGUCCCCAAGUGCUUUGUUCCCCCAUCUAGGACACCACUCGUGAGCUCUGGGUGGUGCCUGCAUCCACGCCAGGUGCCCCAGUCGUGAGCUCAUUUAACCCUCUCAGAAGCAUUUGUCAUCGGGGCUGCUGUUAUGGACCUGGCACCUGAGACUCAGCGUAGGUGGCUGGCAUCACACUAACAGCUGGUGAGGGUUGGAGUGGCAUCUGAGCCCUGGAGCUGCCUCAGGCCUGCAGGCGUCUCUGGAGACCUGGGCACUGGGCACCCCACAUCUGCACCCUGGUGCCGAGGGCGGGCCACACGGGUGCUGCCCGGCAGUAGGGGUGGAGUGCUGUGCUGGAAGCUGAACGCCGGCAGGACCUCCAUGGCCAGCCCUUAGCUCCCAUGUCACAUCCGAUCCUUGUCCCUAUGUGACAGUGGCCAGCGGUGGCAGGAGGCCCCUGGAGCUGGGGUGGGCGCCCAUCUCCCCGGGUUACCCGCCAAGUGUAGACUAGCUGUGAACAUUCUUUUCUCUUGUUCUCUCCCGCUGAGCUCCCACCUCCCCCAGCCUGCCUCUGGCCUGAGGGCUUCAGAACAUCGGGGCAGGGGUCCAGGUUGCCGGGAGCCAUCUUCUCCUCAUGGGCAUUGUUGGAACCCAGACACUUGGGGUGCCGGGGCACGGGCUCCAGCCCCUCUCUGGGAAGGGCUGAGCCCGUCAGUCCCCUGGGGGCCCUGCAGGGGACUCAGUUGCCACCAGAGGAGGGCUGAUUCAGCACAUCCUGUCCUGCCUUAAGAGAGAUUGCGCCCGAGAGGCAAUCCCGGAGCACAGGAUUCAGGGCUGGGCUGGUGUGGCCGGGGCGGGGGGCGGUGCCCGGGGCAGGAGGGCAGGCCUUUUGCAACACCCCGCGUCCACCCAUCCACCUGCACACCCACGGCCUCCCGUUCUGUCCGUGUUAACCAGGGCCGCCCCGUGCCAGGCCCGCAAUGGGGACGGCGUUAGUGGCUGUGGUCCGCACAGCAGGCCCCCACCAGCACGCCACGGGACAGCGAGGGCAGUCACGGGGCUGGCCGGGGCCACUGUGCACGGGCGGUGGGCUAGACAAGUGUCCUGUUGACUGAAAAAAAAAACACACACACAACCUAAAGGUUGAGAAUUAUGUUUUAUUUGGCGGACAAAACUGAGGACUUAAGCCUGGGACGCAGCUUCUCAGAUAGCUCUGAGGGACUGCUCCCAAGAGGUCAUGGGGGGAACCAGCACAUAUAGGAGUUCUUGCAACGAAGACCAGGUAGUCAGAACAUCAAAAGAAUAUUGUUAAAGAAACCAGACAUCGCAAGUUAAGGCAUGUAGCGCUUUUCUGUGUAUGGGAAGGUGCAAGAGUCUGGGCUCACUGAAGUCAUUCCUUUACGAUGCACUUCAGCUGUCAGAGGUCCAGUAUCCUGUGCUUUCUCAUCCUGAGUCUCCUCAGGGUGCACCGUCGGGGGCGGCUGCAACAUCCUUUGUUUACUGACGCGGCGGGCACCAUUUUUGCAUUGAUGCAUGGUCCCAUUUCACAGAUGAGGAAACCAGGCCUCAGAGAAGGAACUGCCAGAAAUCAGGGUGGCGCAGACCAGGACGGCCAUGGGACGCGCCUGAGUGAUCCAGGCAGUGCGGCUUCCCAGCUCCUCUGCCUUCAGGGUGCCACCUCUUCCUCAGCAACUCGGGACAGCCCAGAAGGGCCACCCCCCAGGUCAGGAUCCCACAGUCCCUCACCCCCAGCACAGGGGGCUCUGAGGCUUGGCUUGGGGCCUGCCCCGAGGGGAACCCCAUGUCUGCUUGGUGUUCUGGUGGGGGGCGGGUAGGGCGGGCAGGCCCCCAAGCUUUGGGUUCACCGCCUUAGAGCUUCUCAGGACGUUUAGGGGCCUGUGAGGAGCUUGGAGGGAUUUGGGGGCCCUUCACCAGCCCCACUGAGAGCACAGUGGUCGCCUUGCGCAGCCCAUGCAUCUGGGAGCUUGCUGACCCCCUGGGCUCGACCAGCUUCCAGCAGAACUUGAGUCCGCCUUCCAGAAGCCUUGGGAAUGAGGGGCGCAUCCUACUUGAAGGAAACAGGUCCACAGGUCCCAGUGCUUGCUUGAAUUUUUUUCAUUAUAAUGUUACUUAAGUACGUACAGACUUACAACUAGAUGUAAGCUCCCUGUGUUUGUAGCUCUUUCACAGCUGCAACGCUAACAAUUGUACAGGUGAAAUACACCCAAAGACGCAAGACCGAGAAUGCGGUCUCCGCUAACUGAUGCUUUGUGGAAGUUGUGUUGCCUCCCUCUGCCUCUUGGAUGGCUGGAUAUGGAGGUUUAUGGAGAGCUCAGCCUGCCUGUGCAGGGGGCUCCUUCUCUUUUCUUUUUUGGAGCCGCCGUGAGACCCCUUUGGGCAGCUCGGUGUGGGUGGAGGCGGGGGCACAUCAUCUGUGUCCCCUGGCACAAACCUGCCUCCUUGGUCUAGGGCUGCCUCUGAGCCCAUGGCACUCAGAGAGCUGGCCAGAGUAAGUGUGCUGUCUGGCAUUGUGGAUGGGUGGGGAGUGGGGAACACCCUUGGCAAGAACCCCCAGCUCCCUCCCCUGGUACUCCAGAGAACCUGUUUUUAAAAUAGAAUCCCACAGGGGUGUGUCUGCCUGUGGAGGCUGAGUGGGCAGUCCGCCCAUUGCUGUCCUGAGUGUUCCCCGCUCCCCACCCCUCUAGGUCCUUCCUGGGCCUGCUGUAUCCUUUCUCCACUAGGUGAUCAACUCAGGAGCUGCUACCCCAGCCAAGGGCACCACCUCCUGGACACACGUCCACGGCCACGUCUCUGCUUGGAGUUGGGCUAGGUUAUGCCAAGCUGUCGCUGUGGGUUGGGCUUUAGAAAUGAUCACACUGGCCAGCUGCGUUUUCUUCGUUGCUUCCAGGACAUUCUACGCUAAGCCUUUUGUGUGCAUUAGAUGGCUCCAUCCUUCUCUGGGAGAAGGCAGGUAUCUGUCCUUAUUUUCCACAGGAAAAUGCGAAGCUCAGAGCAGAUGCCAGCCACACUGAUUGAGAACCCAGCGCUGGAGUGUGAGCUUCAUGACCAUGGGGACCGUCUGACCUCAUUCACCACUGCAUCUGUCCUGCAGGGUCUGGGUUGAUAGGCUGUGCAGUAAAUAUUUGUCAAGUGCAGGAAUGAAUGUGUUGGCUGCUGCCCACAGCUGUACUGUUCUUCCUGGUGACCUGACUGGCCGUGACCAUGUCUGCCCUCCCUCUCUCACCAUUUCCAACCUCACUGGCCUACAUUCAGGUUCUCAAAAAUAUCAAUACCAGAUUCCUACCCCCAGGCCUUUGCACAUGCCAUUCCUUCUGCCUGGAGUGCUUUUUGCCUUUCUAGAAAACUCCUGUCUGUCCUGCAGGUCUUAGGUUAAAUAUUACCUCCUUCCCAUACCCUCCACCAAAGUAAAAGAAAGUCCUCCUUCUAAUCUCUAUUUUAUUUUCUUUUUAAAUUAUAUUAUUUUAUUAUUUUAAAAAAUUUUAUUUUAUAUUGGAGUAUAGUUGAUUAACAAUGUUGUAUUAGUUUCAGGUGUACAGCAAAGUGAUUCAGUUAUACAUACACUUGUAUCUAUUCUUUUUCAAAUGCAUUUCCCAUUUAGAUUAUUACAGAAUAUUGAGCAGAGUUCCCUGUGCUGUACAGUAGGUCCUUGUUGGUUAUCUAUUUCAAAUAUAGUCGUGAGUACAUGUCAACCCGAAACUCCCAAUCUAUCCCUCCCCCAGCCCUUUCCCUGCUCCCGGUAACCAUAAGUUUGUUCUCUAAGUCUG
This is a messenger RNA of Delphinapterus leucas (beluga whale), 7354 nucleotides long. The record is from RefSeq and is a predicted model, not a curated record. NCBI's taxonomy places the organism in Eukaryota, Metazoa, Chordata, Mammalia, Artiodactyla, Monodontidae.